Messenger RNA from Hevea brasiliensis (rubber tree), 1581 nucleotides. RefSeq names its product anthocyanidin 3-O-glucosyltransferase 5. Bases 45 to 1493 code for a protein of 482 amino acids. NCBI's taxonomy places the organism in Eukaryota, Viridiplantae, Streptophyta, Magnoliopsida, Malpighiales, Euphorbiaceae. The transcript has a single exon. Gene Ontology annotation, molecular function: UDP-glycosyltransferase activity. The record is from RefSeq and is a predicted model, not a curated record.
AGCUACAGCUAAAGCACAAAACUCUUUCUUUAACUCUGGUAUCCAUGCAAACCACAAAGCCUCAUGCAGCACUAUUGGCUAGCCCUGGCAUGGGGCACUUCAUCCCUGUCCUAGAGCUAGGCAAACGCCUGGUAAGUGAACAUGGCUUCAAUGCCACAGUCUUUGUGGUCACGACCGAUACCUCACUCUCCCAAUCCCAGCUUCUCAAAAAAUCACAUCCUAUUCCCAAACUACUUGAUAUUGUCCUGCUCCCACCAGUGGACAUUUCUACCCUAAUCAACCCAACUACUGGGAUCCUAGCACAACUUGCCAUAAUGAUGCGUCAAGCUUUACCAAGCUUGCGCCAGGCAAUAUCAGCAAUGAAGUUUUGCCCAACCGCUCUUAUUGUUGAUAUUUUUGGAACUGAAGCUUUCGCCAUUUCUGAAGAGCUUAACAUGCUCAAAUACGUGUUUAUCACUUCCACUGCAUGGUUUCUUGCUCUAACCAUACACCUGCCUACCCUUGAUGCUAAGGUGGUGGAAGAGGAGCAUGUUAGGAACCAUGAACCGCUAAUGAUUCCUGGGUGCAGCUCAGUUCGGUUUGAGGACACCUUUGAACCGGUACUAGACCGAAAUAAUCAGAUGUACAUCGAGUACAUUCGCAUGGGGGUUCAGAUGCCGACGGCUGACGGUAUUUUGGUGAAUACAUGGCAGGAUCUUGAGCCCAAAACGCUUGGCGCACUUGGAGACAAAAGGAAGCUUGGAUGGGUGGCUCAGGCGCCUGUCUACGCAGUUGGGCCACUGGUCAGACCCGUCAAACCCGGUUCGAGUAGUGACGUGUUGGGUUGGCUGGAUAUGCAACCCCAACAGUCGGUUGUUUAUGUUUCAUUUGGGAGUGGCGGAACACUUUCAGCUAAGCAAACAACCGAACUGGCAUGGGGUUUGGAGUUGAGCGAGCAGAGAUUUAUUUGGGUAGUACGGCCUCCCGUAGAGGACGAUGCAGCUGCUGCAAUUUUCAAGACAGGCCAUAGGAGUGAUAACACUCCAGAUUUUCUGCCUGAUGGAUUCCUGACGCGGAACCAAAAGAAGGGUCUGGUGGUCCCAAUGUGGGCACCCCAAACUGAGAUCUUGAGCCACCCAUCGGUGGGUGGAUUCUUAUCACACUGUGGUUGGAACUCAACCUUGGAGAGUAUAGUAAACGGGUUACCCAUGAUUGCUUGGCCACUAUAUGCAGAGCAGGGGAUGAACGCUACAAUGCUUACGGAGGAUAUUGGGGUGGCUGUUCGGUUGAAGUCGACACCACCAGUAGUGGUGAGCAGGGAGGAGAUAGAGACAACGAUUAGACAAGUAAUGGAGGACAAAGGAGAUGCAAUAAGGGCUAGAGCAAAGACACUAAAGUCAAGUGCCGAGAAGGCUUUGAGUAAGGGUGGCUCCUCAUAUAAUUCACUUUCUUAUGUGGCAAAUGACUGCGAGAUUAGGUUGAGGUACAUUAAAACAAAGGCUGAAGGAGCUUAGAAGAAGAAAAAUGUCCUCCAUUCUCUAGUACGCUUUGAUUUCCCAGUGCCAGUAACAAGAAGGAUGCUGUAUUUCCUUUUAAUGAAUA